Cornus florida is the source of this 1714-nucleotide messenger RNA. Its product is annotated as UDP-rhamnose/UDP-galactose transporter 6. The record is from RefSeq and is a predicted model, not a curated record. Gene Ontology annotation, molecular function: UDP-galactose transmembrane transporter activity; antiporter activity. The transcript is spliced from 6 exons. Gene Ontology annotation, cellular component: Golgi apparatus. NCBI's taxonomy places the organism in Eukaryota, Viridiplantae, Streptophyta, Magnoliopsida, Cornales, Cornaceae. Bases 470 to 1474 code for a protein of 334 amino acids.
AAUAUCAUAGUUUGGUGGGCUGGACAAGAUAUGAUAUUCCAGGAGGCCCUACUAAUUCUCCAAACCGAAUUUCUCACUCACUCUCUCUCUCUCUUCCCCCAAACUUCGACGAUACGAACGAGACACAGAGUAAACAAAGUAGCAACGAAAACGAAACUCUCUGUGUGUCUCAAAUGCUAUCUUUAAUUUCUCAACAUACAAUAAACCCCCACCUAUAGCACACACAUGUAGUCAAACCCUAACAUUCUCUUCAUCUCAUUUCUAUAUAUUUAUAUAUAUAUGAAGUGAGAGCUGUGACUGAAACAUUUCACAGUAUUCAGGAAAAGUUAUUCUCAUGAUCGUUGCUUCCCAAUGAAAAUUUGGGUGAUGAAGUGGACAAAAAUCCCAAUUUUACAUGUGGAAAUACAAGUAUUAUGUUAUUGAGGAGGAGGGUUGAAGAUUCUUCAGUGAUUAGUUUUGGAAAGAAAAAAUGAAAAUGGCUCCAGCAAGCAAGGCUGAUAAGAAGGCAGCACUUGAUGCAGCUGCAUGGAUGUUCAAUGUUGUCACAAGUGUUGGGAUUAUCAUUGUUAAUAAAGCUUUGAUGGCUACAUAUGGCUUCAGUUUUGCUACAACAUUAACUGGUUUGCAUUUUGCUACCACAACCUUGAUGACGUCUUUUCUUAGAUGGCUGGGGUACAUUCAAGCAUCUCAUCUACCCCUUCCAGAGCUUUUGAGAUUUGUCUUAUUUGCGAAUUUCUCUAUUGUUGGAAUGAAUGUUAGCCUAAUGUGGAAUUCGGUGGGAUUCUAUCAGAUAGCAAAGCUGAGUAUGAUCCCUGUAUCCUGCUUACUGGAAGUUGUUUUGGACAAAAUCCGCUACUCAAGAGACACAAAGCUCAGUAUCACAGUGGUUCUCCUUGGUGUUGCUGUCUGCACUGUUACUGAUGUCAGCGUUAAUGCUAAAGGUUUCAUUGCUGCCUUUAUUGCUGUUUGGAGUACAGCUCUACAACAGUAUUAUGUACAUUUCCUUCAACGCAAGUACUCACUCAGUUCCUUUAAUCUGUUGGGACAUACUGCACCCGCCCAGGCUGCAUCUUUGCUGUUAGUAGGCCCCUUUCUGGAUUAUUGGUUGACAAACAAGAGAGUUGAUGCCUUCGACUACAAUAUAGCAUCUUCAAUUUUUAUAGUCCUUUCAUGUACUAUUGCAGUAGGAACCAACCUCAGCCAGUUCAUCUGCAUAGGCAGAUUCACGGCGGUGUCCUUCCAAGUACUUGGCCACAUGAAGACGAUCCUUGUCUUGAUCCUGGGUUUCUUAUUCUUCGGGAAAGAAGGUCUCAAUUUACACGUGGUCAUCGGCAUGGUCAUAGCUGUUGUUGGAAUGAUCUGGUAUGGCAAUGCUUCAUCUAAACCUGGUGGGAAGGAGCGUCGAAGCCAUUCAAUUUCUAGCAGCAGACAUCAGAAAUUGUCAGAAUCUUCUGAAAUAGAUGAGAAGGUCUAAACAUUUACUGAAUUUUUAAGUCUACCAUACAGGGAAUUUUUUAAUCAUCUGACGUUUAGUACACCCUUCCCAAACCAUUUGAGUUUCGAUUCCUCAUUAUUCUGUAAUUUUUAUAUAUUUCUUUUCUUGAUAUUAAAUCCCUUAAAGGGGUAUGGAUACUUUGAAAUAGGUUUAGGUUCAAUUCUCCCCGCCAUUUUGUUCCAUCGUUAUAAUUUAUAGUGAUUAUUUUUUUGCUUGUUA